Molecule: messenger RNA, 4022 nt
Organism: Gambusia affinis (western mosquitofish)
Lineage: Eukaryota; Metazoa; Chordata; Actinopteri; Cyprinodontiformes; Poeciliidae
Gene: crhr2
Product: corticotropin-releasing factor receptor 2
Exons: 12
Coding region: 16-1353 (445 amino acids)
Biological process (GO): adenylate cyclase-modulating G protein-coupled receptor signaling pathway; long-term synaptic potentiation; cell surface receptor signaling pathway
Cellular component (GO): plasma membrane; dendrite; axon terminus
Molecular function (GO): peptide hormone binding; corticotropin-releasing hormone receptor activity; corticotrophin-releasing factor receptor activity
Source: RefSeq, a predicted model, not a curated record
GCUCAUACGACUCACAUGCCCGUGAACGCCACUGGGCUCAGUGCGCGCAUCUCUGCUCCAACUUCAAACCGGUCCCGUCAGCUUACUGAAAAGCAGACGGCUUUCACGAUGGAUGCUUCUGUUUAUGAUAUCAUACUGGGAGAGCUCGAAGAGCUGAACUGUAGUUUGAUAGAGCAUUUUCAAGACACUUUUUAUGAAAACGCUUCAUUGGCUCUGCUGAGCGCUGAUGGUUUAUAUUGCAAUGUCACUACUGAUGAGAUUGGAACCUGCUGGCCGCGGAGUAGCACUGGCAGGAUUGUGGAGAGACCGUGCCCUGCUUACAUCAACGGAGUAAAGUACAACACAACGAGAAGUGCUUACAGAGAAUGCCUGGAUAAUGGUACAUGGGCAUUAAAGAUCAAUUAUUCCAACUGUGAGCCCAUUUUGGAGGAGAAGAGAAAAUAUCCCAUGCAUUACAAGAUAGCUCUGAUCAUCAACUACCUUGGCCACUGUAUUUCUGUGGGAGCUCUAAUCGUGGCCUUUAUUCUCUUCUUAUGCUUAAGGAGCAUACGGUGUCUUCGAAACAUUAUCCACUGGAAUUUGAUCACCACCUUCAUAUUGAGGAAUGUUAUGUGGUUCUUGCUUCAGUUGAUUGACCACAAUAUCCAUGACAAAAAUGAGCCUUGGUGUCGAUUAAGUACAACAAUAUACAACUACUUUGUUGUGACCAACUUCUUCUGGAUGUUUGUUGAAGGAUGCUAUCUUCACACUGCUAUUGUUAUGACCUAUUCUACUGAUAAACUGAGAAAGUGGGUUUUUCUUUUCAUUGGUUGGUGCAUUCCAUGUCCAAUAAUUGUGGCUUGGGCUAUCGGGAAAUUGUAUUAUGAAAAUGAAAAAUGCUGGUUUGGUAAAGAGCCUGGGAAAUAUAUGGACUACAUUUAUCAGGGACCAAUUAUUCUUGUGCUUCUGAUAAACUUUGUUUUUCUCUUCAACAUAGUACGAAUUCUCAUGACCAAACUGAGAGCUUCAACCACAUCAGAAACAAUUCAGUACAGAAAAGCUGUGAAAGCUACGCUUGUCUUGUUACCUCUGCUGGGGAUCACCUACAUGCUGUUUUUUGUCAAUCCGGGGGAGGAUGACAUCUCUCAAAUUGUUUUCAUCUAUUUUAACUCCUUUUUACAGGCUUUCCAGGGAUUCUUUGUGUCAGUCUUUUACUGCUUUCUAAAUGGAGAGGUCCGUUCUGCAGUGAGGAAACGGUGGCACCGUUGGCAGGAUAACCAUGCUCUUCGAGUGCGAGUGGCACGAGCCAUGUCCAUCCCUACAUCGCCGACCAGGAUUAGCUUUCACAGCAUCAAACAGACCACAGCUCUGUGAGCGUGGGAAUAAACUUUAUCCCUUCUGACAUGCUCAUCCACAGAACACAGAACAGCCUUCAUGAUUUUGGUCCAGCAUUCUAAAUUAGGCUGAGUACUUCACAGUAAACUGCUUAGUGUUGUGUGUCUAAGUCAACAAGACACUCCUUUUUACUGCUGAGGUUUCAAACGCUCAUACAUUAGUUUGUUAGACGAUGCAUUUUUUUUAAUGGAAAUGUACAGUAUGUAAAGUACAGGAUUUUAAAUUCUUUGAAGAGUGUGUUGCAACAAAGACGAGUCACCAUUCACCAACAAAGUAGGUCUUGCUUUGCUUUUUAUUUCUGUCAAAUAGCUGCUUAGCGGUUAUUUAUGGAAAGACAAGAAUUUAGCAGGAUCUGCAACUCAUACACUUGUAGACAAGACACUCUCGUUAUGCUGAAAGAGUGCAAUCAAUAAAACUUGAAUUGUAAUUGACCACAAUGCAGCAACUAUUCUGCCAAAACAACCAUUUGUCUUGAACAUGAUCAGAAACUAAGAAAACCUAACUUAAAAAACAAACUGAAAACAGUUAUUUUGGAUGGAGAUGGUAAAAGGGAAAAGUUUUGUCUUAUUCUGUUCUGCUUUACAUGCCAUCGGGGCAUUUGUUCACACAAUUUUACUUUCACCUCUCCUCUGGCUAUUUGUUCCCACCACUCUUUUUUUCUCCUGUGUGCAAAAACAAACAAGAGGGUACAGACAGAAAGAAGAGUCUACUUCAGAACAUGUUUGAUGCCACUGGUUCCCCAAUUCCAAGUUAAAUCUCGAGUCCAGACAAGCAAAUCUAAGAUUAAAGUUAUUAUUUCAAGAAGUGAAAGUGAUUCUUAGCCAUUUAUGCAAUAUUUGCAUAUAGAGCACAAAAUGUUGUGCACGGAUUCAUCAUGCAUGUGAAGUGAAAGCAGAUUAAAUUCUUUUUGGCUUUAUGAAAUCCUCGUGGCUUUCUCAUAAUCAGUGUCACAACUAAGCUUUUGCUGCUGAAGAAGGGAAGCCUGAUGGAGAGGGAACCAGUCACAUCCCUAAAGACGUGCUUCGGUCAGGUCAGCGUAUUCUCUCAAUGUAAUGCCAGCUUUUAUGUCUCAUAAGGCUUAUCCCACAAAGUCAUGGAAACAGCCAUGUGUCUGCUUUGGUAUUUGCCCAAAAAACUUUUUUGCUGAGGGAUUAAAAAAGGAUGAGAAUUAUUGGUUUUUGGGAGAGAUUACAAAAAUAAAAAGCAUGUAUUUUAUUGAUGAUCUAAAAUGCUGUUGAUGUUUAAGCCUGAGUCAUCAGAUCAUCUGCAUAAUUCCCUAGAGUUGUUGAAAAUGUAGAAAAUAGAUUUUCAAAAAUGAGUGAAUUAAUUUUUGAAUUUCUGUUAAUACUCCAAGUAAACUCUUACCAGUUUUCUGUCAUUUUGAUGCUGCACCUUGCGUCAGUUAAAUAACAACAUUUAUACAUGUGGAUCUCAGUAUUUUAGAAUAUAAGCUGAAGUUAUUUACAAUACAAAUUAAGUACAGACAUUUUUUAUUUAAAGUAUUUAUUUUUUGUUUGUUUUGCAAUUGGAGUAGCCACCACACUUUUUCUUUCCAAUAAACUUCCAUUAAAAUACUUGAUGGAAGUAUUUUAAUACUUCCAUCAAGGCUCUUCACUUUGUGAAGAGCCUGGCUAUUUAGCAAAGAUCUUUUUUGACUUCCCUGAAGAUAUUAGUGACCUAUUACAGGACAACUGUCAUGUCAAAAUGUCAUGUCAGUCCUGAUAAUAACUGUGAAGGCUAUAAGAUGAAUUUAUAUGAUCUAUAAAAUUAUACUAUAAGAUAACAUGCUCUCAAAUUAUUUUUAAUUAGUAGUAUCUAAUAAGUGUUUUGGAGAAACUGGGCUUUCAUUACCUGUAAGGGAUAAUCAGUAAAAAUUAACACUUGAAGUACAUCUAAGUGUGAUCAAGGAUACCUUUUUGGAAUAAAUUGGUGGAAUAAAAUAACUUUUUGAUAAUGUUCCAAUUUAUUGAGAGACACCAUACUUUCUGGAGUAUACAUUGUAAGGUUUGGUAAAAGUUUGACCAAAAACUCUUUUUCAAAAACUGUUUAAAUGGCUUGUAUAAAACAUAAAAUAUGUAACCAUCUGUUUAUGUAAAACUGUGCUUUUCAUUGUUCGCUUUGUAAACUUGUGUUAAACGAAAGCAAAUUUGUUAUUGCUGUUCUGUUCUACUACACUGAUAGUAGUUAGUGUAGAAACUAUCUACCCCAGUCUGAUUUGUUGUAAAUAUUAUAUCUGCUUCACUUCAGAGUCACGACAUGUGAAGUUGUACUACAGCGCAUCUUUCCAGGAUCCCUACAGGGUAGAGAAAGUUAAAAGGACUACACGAUGCUACUGUUGUAAAAAUGUGAAAAAAUCUUAUAAAAAACAUUUAUUUAAACUCACCAAAGAGACAACAUUUGUUUACUAACUUACAGUUUUUAUUCUCUACAUAUUUAUAUUGUUGUCAGUGGACUAUAGUUAAUGAAUCUGUUUUUAACAUGAUUUUUUUUUUACAUCAAUUUUUGAACGUAAAGUGUAAUCAACAAACUCAGAUGUCAGAUCUGUAGAUUUUAAGGAAGCUACACAUACUGCCUUACAAAACAACAAGAAAUGUAUUUUUGUGAACAGGAAGUUGUCUCUAUUGGUUAAAAUAAAAUAUUCUGUGUUA